UCAGUACGUCUCGAACCGACCAGCUGACAGGAUGCAUCUACUACAAAUCAUUUUAAUACUAGCGAUGGCGUACGAUGCUUUCGGUGAUCGUUUAAAUAUUUGCCAGGAUCAAAUUCGAGUACGCGAAGGUUUCUACGUGUACGACACAGAUUGUCGGGACUAUGAUGAUGCCGCAUUGACGAAGGCUAAUUUCAACGAAGAUCGUGCACUUUGGAUUCGGAAUGGUACAAUUGCCGAUAUUGGACAGCUGUUGAAUGGUAGUUUUUACAACAUCACGAAUUUGAAAAUUACUAAUUUAGCCGCCGAGAAAAGCAGUCCUAUACCAGUAUUUCCGAUCGAAGUGGGACGAUUUUCCAUCCUUGAGCUAACAAAUGACGGAAUCGAGUGGUUGGAAAUUAACGAAGAAGAUUUUCGACUAACGCAUUUGGAUGUACGCAGGAAUAAGCUUGUGGAGCUGGGAAAUAUUACGCUGUUGAGGAAAUUGGAAUCCUUGAGGGCUGAUGGUAAUCAGAUCGAAAGUGUGUCUUUGGAUGAUCUGAAAAAUUUGACAGAUUUAUUGGUGCUAUCAUUGGCUGGCAAUAGAAUCAAAAGUAUUACAGCGACGGAAGUAAUUCCCUUAUUGAAGUUACGAUCCCUGGAUAUUUCGGACAACGAUUUAACGAGCUUAGAUGUUUCGUUGUGGCGCUUUCCAGAGCUGGGCAGCUUUUAUCUGCAUAAUAACGCGAUUGUCAAAGUUGGCGGACUGCGGGGUAAGUUCCCGAAGGCAUGGGACAUAGCGAUGGGAGGAAGCAACAACUGGGACUGCGAUUGGUUCGAUGAAUUGUUGGCGUUCCUGAAGCAAGAUCGACAAUUUGCAAUGCAAAUGUUUGGAGAUGAACCCAAAUGUCCGAAUUCAACCCGAAUGAUUGGCUUCAUAUGUUGCCAAAACUUAACCACUGAAGAAAACAAUUUAAUCUUGUAAUAAAAUAGUGACGUACAAAUCCGCCGGUCAACAACGGAAAACAGUGCUGUAAUCAUUAAACCAUCCAUCCCUUCCGAACAGAAAGUGAAGAUUCAAUUGCUUCUACGAUUAAUUGCCACUUAUCCGAUAAACUUUGACGCCUGCAAACGGAGAUUUCCCGCCAGGAGGUUAUUGAGUCUAUAAAUAAUCUUUUCCCUUUACCCCCGUGCCAACCACCAAAGGCUAUUUGUGGAACUUGGAGCGUCUUUCUAUGCGCUCAAAUUAUCAUGAUAAUUAUGGUCAUUACAUUGUUCGUUAGUUGGCACUUG
This is a messenger RNA of Malaya genurostris, 1269 nucleotides long. RefSeq names its product leucine-rich repeat transmembrane neuronal protein 4-like. Gene Ontology annotation, cellular component: extracellular matrix. The transcript has 2 exons. NCBI's taxonomy places the organism in Eukaryota, Metazoa, Arthropoda, Insecta, Diptera, Culicidae. The record is from RefSeq and is a predicted model, not a curated record. Bases 32 to 961 code for a protein of 309 amino acids. Gene Ontology annotation, molecular function: protein binding.